AUGCCGCCGCCGCCGCGCGGCGAUACGAUCCGGAAGCUCCUGCUCUACUCCGUGGCUAUCGUCGUCGCGCCGCUCGCGACGUACGUCACGAUGCAGCGAUUCGUCCUCCCGCGCUUGGCGAGCGCGUUCGGAUGGUCGGUGUGGGCGGAGGAGGCGGAGAGGCACGCCACCGUCAGCGGCCUGUGCGCCGUCGCCGCCGCGCAGUGCGUCGUCGGGUCGUACGUCCUUCGCGCGAUGGCGGAGGAGGAAGGCGGCGGCGGCGGCGGCGGCGGUGAAGCCGAAGGCGGCGACGCGCGGGGCGCGAAGGAAGAGUAG
Molecule: messenger RNA, 315 nt
Organism: Micromonas pusilla CCMP1545
Lineage: Eukaryota; Viridiplantae; Chlorophyta; Mamiellophyceae; Mamiellales; Mamiellaceae
Exons: 1
Coding region: 1-315 (104 amino acids)
Biological process (GO): vacuolar proton-transporting V-type ATPase complex assembly
Source: RefSeq, a predicted model, not a curated record